UGUGUGGCGCUGACUGUUCUCCUAAUACGUUUUCUUUUUUAUUUUAUUCCUUCAAAGAAACCGCGUCUAAUAUAGUGUUCGCUCCCUGUUUUUUUACCCCAAGUGUCUUUAUUUUCGAAAUGCUAUUGGUAGGAUUAGGCAUUUUUAGAUUUCUGUUUACAGUGUUUGGAAUUGUGUGCACGGGCUGCAGUUGGUGUUGCCAAACAUCUUGAAGAUCUGUCUUUCGUCAACCACUUUCUUUUGAAAUUCCUUUAGAAUUAAACAUCAAAGGUUUGCGCUCUAGUUUUGAAGUCGCUUCUACUACUGGAGCAAGAUCAUUUUGUGUGUGUGUGUGUGUGUGAAAAUCUUGAACGUAAGACGUUCUGGUGUGUCGUCUGGAGCUAUAAACAUUUUCUCUCAGCGAGAUACUUUCUUAAAUCAAUCUGACCUCGAGUCUACAACUUGACUGAAUCGUGCAUUUUUUAUGUUAGUUCUUUUUAUUAUUAUUGUUUGAACUGUCAAAUCAAGAGAAGCACCGCUCUAAAGCUCGCGCGCAUUACCGCUGCUCUAUGGACAGAAGAGCCGCGCGCACCGAGCUGAUUCACUGUGAAUUCCGACACAUACAUCAAACUACAGAAGAGCAAGUCACGAACCAUUGACCACCGGAAUCCCGACACCGUCUUUGAACUAAGUUGCUUGUCAAACAUAUCACAGCCUAUAGCAGAGCUACCCAACAAGAUGAGCAUCUGUUAACCACAAGCAUACAUCUGUCUCUCCGAGCAGAGGUUUAUUGGUUGUCAAAUCUGGUAAUUGUGGACGCAGUUACUGGUACUCUGCCACCAUGAUUCAUUUGCGGCUUCCGUCCAUCCAUUUCUCUUUUGCUCCUUGCCUAUCCUCACUUCUCUUCCUGAUCUUCCUCUUGGGCCUCAUCCAUCUCUCUCAAGCCAGUCCUGAUGUGUCCCAUAGCAGCCCAGGGAACUGCUCAGGGGAGGACAGCUGUUCUGAAGGUGUAGUUUUGCCGGUAUGGAAUCCCCAGAACCCCUCUGUGGGUGACAAGGUUGCACGUGCCAUAGUCUACUUUGUGGCCCUCAUUUACAUGUUCCUGGGCAUGUCUAUCAUCGCCGACCGGUUCAUGUCCUCCAUCGAGGUCAUUACCUCUCAAGAGAAGGAGAUAACAAUCAAGAAACCCAACGGCGAAACCACCACAGCGACCAUCCGCAUCUGGAACGAGACUGUGUCCAACCUGACCCUCAUGGCUCUUGGAUCUUCGGCCCCUGAGAUCCUGUUAUCUGUGAUUGAGGUGUGUGGGCACAAGUUUGAGGCUGGUCACAUGGGUCCGAGUACAAUUGUGGGCAGCGCUGCCUUCAAUAUGUUCAUAAUCAUCGCCAUCUGUGUUUACGUAGUUCCAGACGGUGAGGUGCGAAAAAUCAAGCACCUGAGGGUUUUCUUUGUGACUGCAGCCUGGAGCAUCUUCGCCUACAUCUGGCUCUACUUGAUCCUGUCCAUCAUCUCUCCUGGUGUGGUGGAGGUUUGGGAGGCUGUCCUUACCUUCCUCUUCUUUCCACUCUGUGUGGUCCAGGCCUGGAUCGCUGACCGUCGGCUGCUCUUUUACAAAUAUGUCCACAAGCGCUACCGUGCCGACAAGAAUCGCGGAAUCAUCAUUGAGACAGAGGGCGAUGGCAUGUUUACCAAGAUGGAUAUGGAGAUGGACGGUCAGGGUGCCAACUCUCACCACAAGGAGGUCCUUGAUGGCAUGCUGGCUGGAGUAGAGGAAGGAGGAGGUGGUGGAGGAGAAGAAGAGGAGGCCAGAAGGGAAAUGGCUCGGACACUGAAGGAUCUUAAACAGAGACACCCAGAGAAGGACAUGGAGCAGCUGAUUGAGAUGGCUAACUAUCAAGUCCUAGUGCAACAGCAGAAGAGUCGAGCUUUCUACCGCAUCCAGGCCACACGCAUGAUGAUCGGAGCGGGGAACAUCCUGAAGAAGCAUGCUGCAGACCAGGCCAGGAAAGUUGUGAGCUGCCAUGAGUCUAAUGCUCAGGAAGAAGACCCUCACACCAUCUAUCUGGAGUUUGAGCCCUCCCAUUACCAGUGCUUUGAGAACUGCGGCUCCUUAAAACUCUCAGUGACCCGACAUGGUGGAGACAGUGGCUGCACAGUUAAGGUUGACUAUCGCACAGAGGAUGGCACAGCUAAUGCUGGAUCAGACUAUGAAUUCGCCGAGGGCACCCUUGUUUUUAAACCGGGUGAGACGGUGAAGGAGCUGACAGUUGGUGUGAUUGACGAUGACAUAUUCGAGGAAGACGAGCAUUUCUAUGUAAACCUCAGCAACCCUCGGGUUGUCCACCGUGCUGAGGUCGCCAUCCUCGAUCCGAAUGCUGUGUCUCCAGGCAACAGCAUUAUAGGGUCCAGCCACGUUCCCCCUAAAGCUGCUCUGGGUACUGCUCACACUGCCACGGUGACCAUCUACGAUGACGACCACGCGGGUAUCUUCACGUUCGAGAGCAAUUCCACACGAGUGAGUGAGAGUGUGGGCAUCAUGCAGGUGAAGGUCCACAGAACAUCUGGAGCUCGAGGGAAGGUUGCAGUACCAUACCACAUCACAGAGGGCACUGCCAAGGCUGGAGAAGACUAUGAGGAGGUGGCUGGCAAACUGGAGUUCCUCAAUGAUGAGACCAUGAAGAUGCUGGAGGUGAAGAUCAUUGAUGAUGAGGAAUACGAGAAGAACAAAACCUUCACCAUCCACCUGGGAGAGCCGGUGCUGCUGGAGAUUGGACAGAAACACGGAGACUCUAAUGAUAACAAGCCGGCAGUGGGUGCUGAGGAAGAGGAGGUGGCCAAGAUGGGGUGCCCGAGUCUGGGAGAGCACACCAAACUGGAGGUGGUGAUAGAGGAAUCAUAUGAGUUUAAGAAUACUGUUGACAAGCUAAUAAAGAAGACUAACCUGGCCCUGGUGGUGGGCAGCAGUAGCUGGAGAGAGCAGUUUGUCAGCGCUGUCACUGUCAGUGCAGGUGAUGAUGAUGAGGAGGAGAGCGGGGAGGAGCGCUUGCCCUCAUGCUUUGAUUACAUCAUGCACUUCCUGACGGUUUUCUGGAAGGUUCUGUUUGCCUUUGUACCACCUACGGAGUACUGGAAUGGCUGGGCCUGCUUCAUCGUAUCCAUCACGCUCAUCGGAGUCCUGACUGCUGUUACCGGAGAUCUAGCAUCUCACUUUGGUUGUACAGUUGGCCUGAAGGAUACUGUCACAGCUGUGGUGUUUGUGGCCUUGGGAACAUCUGUGCCCGACACCUUUGCUAGUAAGGUGGCAGCCAUCCAGGACCAAUACGCUGAUGCGUCCAUUGGUAAUGUGACAGGUAGUAAUGCAGUUAACGUCUUCCUGGGUAUCGGGGUGGCAUGGACCAUCGCUGCCGUGUACUGGCACAGUCAGGGCAAAAGCUUCCAAGUCCCGCCUGGCUCGCUGGCUUUCUCCGUCACCCUCUUCACCAUCCUGGCACUAGUGUGUGUCCUUAUACUGCUGUACCGCCGUCGACCUUCUGUAUCUGGGGGUGAGCUGGGGGGCCCACGAACCGCCAAGCUGCUCACUGCCGCCUUCUUCAUCUCGCUCUGGCUCAUCUACAUCAUGCUGUCCUCGCUGGAGGCUUACUGCCACGUGCCUGGCUUCUAAGAGGGAACAUAAGAGAGAAAGAAAGAUGUACUCUUCGGUCUAUAACCCCCAAUCAUUCUUCCUCUCUGCUUUUGUGUAUACACUACAUAGCGAAAAGUAUGUGGACACCCUCUACUUAAGGGGUUUGCCAAGGCCUCUUAGUUCCAGAGAAGGCAAAUCUUAAUGAUAUGGCAUACAAUGGCUUUCCAGAGAAUUGUGUGCUUCCAACUUUGUGACAGCAGUUUGGGGAGGGCCUUUUUCUAUUCCAACAGGACAAUGCCCCUCUGCUAAAAACGAGGUCCAUAAAGAAAUGGUUUAUCGAGUAUGGUCUGGAAGAACUUCACUGGUCUGCUAAGCCUAGACCUGAACCCCACUGAACACCUUUGGGAAGAGUUGGAACACUGACAGGCCCCAUCACCCAAAAUCAGUCUCUGAUCUCACUGAUAAUCUUGUGUCUGAAAAGGAGCAAAUCCCCACAGCACUGUUACAACAUGUAGUGGAAAGACUUUCCAAAAUAGUGGAAGCUAUGAAGUAGGUCCAACUCCCUAUUAAUGCCAAUGGUUUUGAAAUUCAAUCCUCAACAAGCACACAUAGGUGUGGUGUUGUGGUGUCUACAUACUUUUAUGCCAUAUAGUGUCUGAGAAGUCUAAAAUAGGUGUUUACAUUUGUUCUUACUGGUAAUUAUUGUUGUUCAAAUUAAACUUGCUUCCUGUCAUGAACAAUAAUAUGGAUAUCUUGUUGAAUGUCGCAGAGGAUGAUGGAGGCUAUGUUGGUUUCAUGCACAUCUUCUUUUUAUAAAUGGUUCUCAUGGUUGACAUUGUGUAAUUUGCCAACUGGAUAUUUAGACACAGCAACGCUUUUCCCUCCAGAAUACUCUCCUAAGAGCCCCCUCAGCAAUUUUCCUGCUUCAGCACUUAUUUUUUCAAGGAACCGUCUUUAACGCCUCACUUCAAUACUCUCUCAGAAAUCCCUCUUCUAUUAUUUUUUUUUUUCGCUCUCAGCCCAUCAAUAGACUCAUUACCACUGCAGAGUUUGGUUUGCUACACACCUCCACCUGCCCUCAAGAAAUGAACACUCUAUUUCUUCUGUCUUCUUUUCCCUGCUACUGCAGUUCCCCACAGACCUACAUAUACCCCCACUGAAACUGUUCAUUUUUCACAAAUAUUAUUUUAUACUAUUAAAGUAGUCCAGUGAGGGCUUAGCCUUCCCAAACUGACCCGCCCCCAAUACUAUCUAUACCACACUCUUUUCACUUCGGACUCUACCCUCUAGCACUACCUAUACCACACUUUGUUCACCUCUGACUCCACCCCCAAAACUACCUAUUCCAUGCCAUCUUCAUCUCAGAACCCACCACCAACACUACCUAUUCCACACUCUCUUCACCUUAGACUCCAUCCCCAACACUUACUGUGUUACACUAGGUGUGUUUGACUUGAACUGCAUGUCGAUUUACCGUUUGGCGAGAUUUGCCGGUUGCAGUCGGGGGAGGAGUUGAAAAGAGAGCCAUCAAGCCAGACAAUUUUGCGCUUCCCGUCGCAUGCAGAACCUACAUCAGUCACAGCAGAUCACGUGAUGUUUGCUUUCUUUAUUGCAGUCGAAGUGGAGUUCAGAUAGACAGAUGCUUCAAUUUAACAUAUAACAACCAGAAACAUUAUUCAUUUGAAAAGGUUAUGUGCUGCUUUAUACAGUGCCUGCUGGUGUACAAGGAGGAAGUCAAAUAAAAGCCUAUGUUAUUUUAUUAUUAUUUCAUAUUAAUAAAGCAGUCAGUAAUUUUAAUCAUUUUGAAUGUUUUUUUUUAUGAAUAAGCAUGAUAUUACUAUGACAAAACAUAAUAUAAAAUUAUAUAAACGUGAUGUACUGUUAUAAAAACAUGGAUUUGUGAAAGUUUUUGCCAAACUGGAGGUGUCAGAAUAAACACCAUGGUAAUGGCAUACUACCAUACUAGUCUUAUUUCUACCAUAGACUGACAUAGCAGAAGUAGUAAGAGCAGUAUGUGAAGUAUGCAGUUUUGAACACAGCCCAUGAAACAUGUCACUGUUGUGAGUCUGGCCAAUCGUGAAUAAGCUGUGCAGUUAUCAGAGCUUGUGCAGCUCCUUGAAGCAACUGCAGAGGCUGCGCCAGGUGGCAGCUCUCGAAUCACUCUCGUGGUACUUUGAUGGGAUACAUCACAGUGACACGGCAGUGGCUUUGUCUCAAGUCGAACAAAAUUUCUAACCAACAUGCACUGCUUAAAGUUUGCUGCCGAUCGGUCUGCGCAGUGCUGCAUGAAAUCAAUCACACCUAGUAUCUUCACCAAUGAUCCCGCCCCAACCAAAUCUAUACAACACCUUCUGCACUUCUGACUCCACCCCAAUGCUACCAAAACAAAACCCUCUUUACUUCAGACCCCACCCCCAAAACUACUAUAACACACCCCAUCUUCACCUCAGUCUCCACCCUAGCACUACCUGUGCCACAAUUUGUUCACCAUUGACCCUACCCCAACUCUACCUAUACACACCCUCUUUACCUCUGAUUUCUGAUUGACUCAUAAUACUUCCCAUACCACACCUUCUUCACUAAUAACCCCGCCCCACAACAACCAUUAUCACACCCUCAUAAUUUCUACUCAGUUUUUAAUGUUAAGUGCUUGUGUUGUAGAUCUUUUAAAAAAUGCUCUUGUGUAUUUUUGUUUUUUCCAUACUUAUAAAAUUUUAUUAUAAUGUAAAAAGAAGGACUGUUGGAAGAAAAAGGAGAUCUUUUUCAAGAUUUUCUGGCUGUUUUUGUUUAAAGUGAAUAAAAACACAAGAGAUGCACAUUUUGCAUGGCACAACAUUCGUGUCAGAAGUUGAACGGAGACCAAAAGACAGUUAAUGAUGAACAGUGACAAGAACCAAGGUAUUGGUGUUUAUUCAUGUGAUAUUUAUUGAUAUUUAUUAUUAUCAACUAUGUUUUACCUAGGGAAAUAUUGUAGACUGUAUGUGUUUAAGAGCAUGUAUUUGAUUGGGAGUGUGCAACAGAUUUGAUAAAAGGUAUGAGUGUUGGGUGUACCAGUCUGUCAAACAGUGUUCUAAGUCUUGUACAUAUGAAUAUGUGUCUUAAUGUCUGAAAGUGAAUUUUGUGUCUUACACUGCCACACUCUGGAAUUUUGGGCUCCUAUCCUGUCUAGGCCUGAGCUUCUGGUUCCUUCCCCAACAUUCAUGAAUCUAAAAAAGACUGUAUAUUAUAUGGUGGUCUCAUGAUAUUGGUCCUAAUUCAUGCCAUGAGAGAGCAGUCUGUCCUGUCAUACAGCCAUGUUCUGCAACAAUAUUGUGUAAAUGUAGAAGUUACAAGCAGAGUAUUCUGUGUUUUUAAACUCUAUUCAUUAUUGAAAGGCAUUGCAUUGAGUCAUGUGGUUUUGUGUGAUCGCAGCAAGGGUGCCUUGAUAUCAAUAAGACAAUUUAUUUAGGCCAUAGGCCUGUUUUCUAGGUCAUGUCUUCACAUGCUUGAAACGAGUCCAAUAAGGAAAGAUGGUGAACAUUUUUGAAUUUCUUUUUAUAUGAGGUCCUCUACUUAAAUACUGUAUAUUAACCAGAGCUGUUUCUAAUUAUUGAAGCUUUUGCUUCUGAUAGGAUCGCCGUUACCUAAUUAGCAUUAAUAUGCAUGCUUAAUGUAUAAUGGACUGAGUUUCAGUUCAGUUUAUUUUGCUCUCUCUUAUCUGUUUUCUCCAUCGAGUCCUUAAAUAAUGACACUUGGUCCAUUUCCAUUCAGCCAGGAGUUAAACCAGCUUAGUUAAGCCAAGUUCCUCUCUCUCUCUCUCUCUCUCUUCCUGUCUCUAUCCGUUUUUCCACUUGCCUAAGUGAUACAGUGAUUGCAGCUUUCAGUUUGCAGAUAUAACAGCCAUCUGCUUGGUUCAACCUGGGACAAAUGCUCUAGGAAAUGUUGGUGUUGCUUACGAUAAGGGGGUCCCAAUAUGCAAGGCAGUGUUGCAAACUUUUUAAUGCAAUGAAAAAGCAAAUUUUAAAGAGCAUUUUGAAAAUGGUAAGAACAACCCCAAACUGCCGGAAGGCGGAUUUGUAGGUGUAAUAACACCAGUGGCCAAAUGCACAAUUUCAGAAGUGUGCUACCUGUCACAAAGAAAUUGUACGGGGGAAUAUUUCGAUUGGUUCAAAAUAGACCUCCAUUUUAGUGGUAAAGAAAAAAAUGUAACAAAUGUUUAACAAAUUCACAGUCAGCCAUCUACAGAAAUGUUCAGUCCAGUCUGCUCAGUUUCACAGUAUCACUGUCUCCAGAUCCUGUGUGACGCACAAGUGGGCAGAAACCGAUGUACAUAUGGUUCACAUUUUUACUGGCAUAUUUGUAUUUAUACAUUCAGACAUUUCAGUGAUACUAGAAUAAAAAAAAGCACAGAGAAAUGUAUUUUUAGUGCUGCUUGUUGCUAGGCGACAUCUCAAAGAGUCAUUGUCUUUCUGUCAUUAUGUUAUCUGAUGUCAGUGCUGUACGGUGGGUGGGUGGGUAGGUGAGUGAGGGGUCUGCUGGUUUGUAAUUACUUUCUAAGGUCACUCGCCUCUCUUUUCUUACCUGACCACACACACUUAAAAUUUUGCCCUAAUUCAAGGACAACCCAUAAUUAGAGAGUUAAAGAAUCAGAAGCUGCCCUAUGGGUUUUAAAUUGCUUAAUAUUAUUAAUAAGAGCUGAUGUUGCUUUGUGGAGAGCAGAGCAGUGAUUGAUAUCUCUGAGGUAAGCAGAUUGCUUUUAGAGAUAGCAGUAAUGACUCCUGGUGAUGUUGUAUAGACCUAAUGGAAUGUUUCUGUAAGUUACCAACAGCAGAAAGGAUUAUGGUGGGAAAUCUCCAUAUAAUUAUCAAAAGCCAGUGGAUACAUUUGAAGAUGAAGGAAAAUACCAUAUGAGACUUUUACAACCCAAUUUGAACAUCCUCUGUUUUAUGGGGAAUGCAAGGGCCAUCCUUGGUGGCCUAAAAAAUAGUGUUACUUACACCAACACUUUAUGAAAAAAUAACAGUAGGUGCACCUAUGAAGACCAUAUUUACAUGGAAAAUCCUUAAAUUCCUGUAUGCUGGAAUGAAAACAGAGCACAAGCUUAAAUAUUUCUUAAGAUGUAAAGUAAAUAUAAACUUUACUAGAGGGUGCCUCUUGUGACACCAAACGGAAAUGCAAAAAUAAUGAUUUUCCCAAAUACUCCCUCUGCCUGCCAUUGAUCGGAAGAUAGUCUUGCCCCAAACUCACACCAUUGUUUACAUACAUUUUGCUGUGUCGGGCUAGAAAACAGAGUAAUGUUAUGAUUGCACAACAGAGACAUUGCCUGCUUAUAGUUAUCCCUGCAUAUUAAGCUGGGGUGGGAGAAGGUAUUUGAACAUCAAAUAAAUUACAUCACAUUUAAAAUAACAAUUCAAAAGAAUAAGAAUAAGUAAUAAGUAAGUAAAGAAUAAGUAAUAGAUUUCCUUCCAUUUCAACACUAUGACCAAGCAAAUGGCGUGUAAUGAACUUCCACACAAGUAAACACAAAAAUUACCUUUAUGAAUAUCUAAUAUUCAUAGUCCAUCAUAGCAUGCUUGAUUCAUUGUCAUAUGUCAGAGUGCUUGUGUGUCGUGUGAGAGUCCCAGACUGUCACACAUGCUCUCUUUUGAUACUUCAAUCUAAAAGCAUGUCUUUUCUGUGUGUGCAUUUCUCUUUAAUCACAACAUUGAAAUAUUUACAAAAGAAACAAUUUGUGCUUGGUUUUGUAUGUAUUGAUAUUUGAUAAAUUACUGUUUAAAAAAAAAAAAAAAAACUUGUUUUUUAAAAGCCAAGUGUUCUACUUAGUUACAUGACACUAUUAUCGUCUUGAGAUCUGUUCUGUACUGGGACAAAUGUAUAUUUUAGGUUAGAAAAAAGUGCUAUAUUGAGUACUUUAUUGUAACAAAGUAAAUUAUGUUUUCAAUGUUAUAAUUAAAGGUAUGUGUGUGGGAGAGUGUGAUUUUAUGUGAACUCAUGAAAGCUAAUGUGAAGAGGAAUUAUUUUGCCAAAAGAUGGAGAAUGAGUUUCUAUUUGUAAUGUGUGCAUUUUUGUUUUUUUGUUUUUUCAUUUAUUAUUGAGUACAUUAAAGUUGGAAUUGUAUAUUAAGAACAGAAGUCUUUAUUAAAAGUGCUUUGUGUUCUCACAUGCAAAUAACAAAUGAAAACAACACACCUCGGUUUAUCUACUGUUCA
This is a messenger RNA of Myxocyprinus asiaticus (Chinese sucker), 9789 nucleotides long. Its product is annotated as sodium/calcium exchanger 1-like. The transcript has 9 exons. Bases 821 to 3640 code for a protein of 939 amino acids. Gene Ontology annotation, biological process: cell communication; calcium ion import across plasma membrane; sodium ion transmembrane transport. Lineage: Eukaryota; Metazoa; Chordata; Actinopteri; Cypriniformes; Catostomidae. Gene Ontology annotation, molecular function: calcium:sodium antiporter activity. The record is from RefSeq and is a predicted model, not a curated record. Gene Ontology annotation, cellular component: postsynapse; axon; sarcolemma.